Messenger RNA from Syngnathoides biaculeatus (alligator pipefish), 1393 nucleotides. RefSeq names its product ribonuclease H1 (gene rnaseh1). NCBI's taxonomy places the organism in Eukaryota, Metazoa, Chordata, Actinopteri, Syngnathiformes, Syngnathidae. The coding region runs from base 382 to 1290 and encodes 302 amino acids. The record is from RefSeq and is a predicted model, not a curated record. Gene Ontology annotation, biological process: DNA replication, removal of RNA primer. The transcript has 8 exons. Gene Ontology annotation, molecular function: nucleic acid binding; magnesium ion binding; RNA-DNA hybrid ribonuclease activity.
CUGUGCUGCUAAACCAUAAUCAUCUUGAAAUGAGUCAAACAAGUUUUCAUUUGUCCGUCUCUUGUUCCACUUUAACUUUAUGUGUCUCAGCGUUUAAGUUACGGGUCUUUUCCGGAGACCUAUAAAACACGUUAGAUGGGCAGCAUCCUUUUUUCGUCGUCACUGUUGUUAGCUUGAAAUAUUUUUACGGGUGUCGUGCUUGAGUUGUGGCCAGCAAGCUAGCAGCUGGCAUUAGCUCAGUUUGGAGGCACCUUUGCAAGCAAGUGAACGCCCGUUCGCAGCAUUUUUAAACGACCAAAUAAAGGCGUUCACGCCGUUUAUUUGUAUUCCCGUCACGAUGGCAGCUCCCUUCGUGGUUCGGCUGGUUGCUCGUUGACUGUCAUGCUAAGAUUAGCUCGUCUUUUCCGAGCAGUCACACUUAAAAGAAGCACCUGCAGCCCCUCCGUUGACGACAUGGCCAAGGGGAAGUUUUUCUACGCCGUGAGGAAAGGAUUCAAGCCUGGUGUCUACAACUCCUGGGACGAGUGUAAGGCCCAAGUGGACAAAUUCCCAUCGGCUUCCUUUAAGAAAUUUGCCUCUGAGAAGGACGCGUGGGCCUUUGUUCGUGGAGUGGAGCAGUCUGCACCGCCACAGCUACCCAAAGUGGAACCCGAUUUGUGUGUCCUCCCGCAAAAAGGGCCAGUGCCUCUGGAGUACAUCCCACUUGGCAAGAAGAGAAGUCAUGUGGAAGAGGAGAAGCCGGAUCAGGAAGCCGUGGUGCCAUCCAAACGCAUCAAAGAUAACCACAGCUCGUCGACAGACUGCACAAAUGGAUUCACGUACAUGGGUGACGCCGUGGUGGUUUAUACGGACGGCUGUUGCUCCAGUAACGGGAAACGUGGCGCUCGGGCUGGGAUCGGAGUCUAUUGGGGUCCCCAACAUCCAUUGAAUGUCGCUGAGCCACUGCAGGGGAGACAAACCAACCAGCGUGCAGAAAUUCAGGCUGCGUGCAUGGCGCUGCAACAAGCCAAAGAACAAAACAUCAAGAAGCUGGUGGUCUAUACGGACAGCAAGUUCACGAUCAACGGCAUCACAAACUGGGUGAAGAACUGGAAGCUGAACGGCUGGCAGCUCAAGUCAGGCGGUACCGUCACCAACAAGGAUGACUUUGAAAAGCUGGACUGCCUCACCGAGGAAUUGGAGGUGGUCUGGAUACACAUCCCAGGUCACGCGGGCUACCGAGGCAACGAGGAGGCCGACAGGCUGUCCAGAGAAGGAGCGGCGAAGUCCUCGCAUCUAGAACUCCACUGAGUACUACUGUAUUUUAAUUUCAGAAAUGUUUUUGUUCACUGAGGCCGUCGUUCUCCCUCCGUUCGUUCUUAUUAAUUUUACAUUAAACGUGUUUUCUGCCUCA